GUGGCGGGGCGCAGAGCGCUGGAGGAAGGAGCUAGCUCGGGGCGAAGGCAUAGGGGACAGCGGCGCCUCCUUCCCUGGCCGAGCAGCGGAGGUGCUCCUUGAGCCUGCGUUCCUGCUAGCUUUUCCUUAGCCAGUGCUAGCGGCAGCGAACGGGCAGCUAGCCCCGGCUGGCUCUGGGCAAACUUAGGGCGGCUUGACUGGGCUGAACUUGCUGGCUUGCGUGUGGUUUGGCGAGGAGCCGCAGCCCGGGCGAAGGAAACCUGGUGGCAUAGGGAGCUUGUUCCUCUUUGAAGUCUCCCUGCCCGGAGCCCCGCAGCCGCUACCGAGCAGGCAGUGGCAAGCUCCGCGCUUUCCAGGCAGUAGCAGCACCAGGUGCGGGGCUGGUAGUGACGCCUAGGAGCCCGGGCAGUGCUUAGUGUUAGGAUAGUGGGUGUCCGCGCAGCCUCUCGCCUCUUCUAGCUCCUGAGGGCAGGCUUUGCACGGCCCCUUGCGCUGCACGCUGAGCGGACUGUGCCACGGUUGCCGGUGUCCCUUAAGCUCACUAGGCUCCACGCGGCUUUGGGGAGAGGGGACUGUUUCUGGAGAGGGGGAGUGCGGAGCCCCGUGGAGCGCAGAGCAGGCAGGCUCCCCUUCCCGUGGUAGGCAGCUGAGCCCUUGGGAACAGCGCUGCAAGCAUGAACAUCCUGCUGGAGUUCUUCGUAGUCACUUUCAAAGUGCUCUGGGCGUUCGUGCUGGCUGCGGCCAAGUGGCUGGGCUGGCCCAACAUCACCGGGGCAGGCAGUGGCCUGGGCCGCCUCUUCGCCCUGGAGUUCGCCCGGCGCCGGGCACUGCUGGUGCUGUGGGACAUCAACACGCAGAGCAAUGAGGAGACGGCAGGCAUGGUGCGCCACAUCUACAGGGAGAUCUCCGAAGAGGCCACUGCCACUGCCCAGCAAGCAGCUGGAGAUGGUGAAGAAGAGGUGCUGACCCACUGCAAUUUGCAGGUUUAUACAUAUACCUGCGAUGUGAGCAAGAGAGAGAAUGUCUACUUGACAGCUGAGAGAGUCCGCAAAGAGGUUGGAGAGGUCUCUGUCCUGGUUAACAAUGCUGGUGUAGUCUCUGGACACCAUCUCCUAGAGUGCCCUGAUGAGCUUAUUGAAAGGACAAUGAUGGUUAACUGCCAUGCACACUUCUGGACCACUAAAGCAUUCCUUCCCAAGAUGCUGGAGAUGAAUCAUGGGCACAUCGUGACAGUUGCAAGCUCCCUGGGUUUGUUCAGUACUGCUGGAGUGGAGGAUUAUUGUGCCAGCAAAUUCGGAGCUGUGGGUUUCCAUGAAUCUUUGAGCCAUGAAUUGAAGGCUGCUGACAAAGAUGGCAUUAAAACAACCCUGGUCUGCCCUUAUCUUGUAGACACAGGAAUGUUUAGAGGAUGUAGAAUCAGAAAAGAAAUUGAACCUUUCCUCCCACCUCUGAAGCCAGACUACUGUGUAAAGCAGGCUAUGAGAGCUAUCCUCACAGAUCAGCCUAUGAUUUGCACACCUCGCUUGAUGUACAUGGUAACCUUCAUGAAAAGCAUCUUGCCCUUUGAAGCAGUUGUGUGCAUGUACCGGUUCUUGGGAGCAGACAAGUGUAUGUACCCUUUCAUUGCUCAAAGAAAACAGGCUACAAACAACAAUGAAGCAAAAAAUGGAAUUUAACACUUUUAUAUGGACUGGCAUUUAUAGCUGACUAUAAUCAAAAAUGUUACAUGACUGAAUUUUGAAGUGCACUUGCAUCCAGCUGAUGCAAAUGUCAACAUUUUGCUGUGGCAUUCUCUUCGAUCUUAAACCUGUGUAUUGUAGUUACAAAAAAUCAAUGGGUUUUUUUUACAUGCUGUAAAUAAACUGACUAUAGAGUACUUGGAAAAUGUGAUAGGUAAAGUGAAUCUAAAAUGUAGCUGCCAUUGUCCUUUAGACUAUUACUGUAUGUACAGUAAAGCUAGUUAUACUACUUUUUGUAGAGAUGCACUGUGUGAAAUCUUUUCCUCAGACUGCCAAUGUUUAAAAGCUGUUUACAGCUAGAAGAUGCAGUGUUUCAGAAAUUGCUUUUUCUUUCUCUAUGUAUUAAAACAAAUUCAUGCAAUUUAAACUACUCCUACAUGUGACCAUUUUAGCAAAUUCAAGGACUGAUUAUGAAUGCAUCUUUCCACAUGCUAACCUAAGCUGUAAAGGAUUCAUGGUCGACCUGUGGUAUAAUUCUCUUAAGUGGCGACUGCAUGCCUUCUGUAUUUAAAAAGGAAUUUGUAAAUCUCCAAUUCAAAGGCAUAUAGAUGUCCUUGGAAUAUUUUCAGAGAAUAUAUUGGGCAUCCUGAGAAAUGCAGUCUGUGGCUUAAGCCAUUCGACUUUUUCAAAUCAUUUGAUUUGAAAUGUGCUCUGUGUUCUGUCCAUCACUCUGGAUGGCAGACUCCUACCCUAGGAGACUACAUUUUUCUUCCUCCUUAAUCUUCCUUCCAUCAUCCCCACUGCACCUGCACAACACCCCCCACCCCAAUCUCCCAAGGAAGUUGUAUUAAAUUUCUGUAUCUGGGCUCUUGCCUAAAAUACAAAGCAACUCCAGCAGAGUUACAAAUUGUUUAUGUAAGUUCUGGUUUUGUGCCAACACAUUAGCAAAAGAAAAAGAAACUACUGCUUGACGCAUCUUUUAUGUGUGGAAUAUGGAAGGGUGCAAAGACUUUCAAAAAAUUGUAUUUGCAUUGUAGAAUAGCAAAUGACAUUUUUACAGUAUUUUUUGUAAAGCAAACAAUAUUGUGCCUUGAAUUUGGUAAUUUGUGUGUUAGUGAAAUAUUGUAAAAGUGAACUUCUACCUCUGUAUCUUAAUGUAUAUCAUUCACUUGUAAAUUGCUAUCAAAUUAUGUGAUUACUUUUUUAGAAUGUCUUGUUAAAUAGUGACCAAUGUUUGUUUAUUAAAGUGAGCCACCUUUUACUUAAA
Pelodiscus sinensis (Chinese soft-shelled turtle) is the source of this 2946-nucleotide messenger RNA. Lineage: Eukaryota; Metazoa; Chordata; Testudines; Trionychidae. The record is from RefSeq and is a predicted model, not a curated record.